This is a messenger RNA of Andrographis paniculata, 1901 nucleotides long. Its product is annotated as probable glucan endo-1,3-beta-glucosidase A6. Lineage: Eukaryota; Viridiplantae; Streptophyta; Magnoliopsida; Lamiales; Acanthaceae. Gene Ontology annotation, cellular component: plasma membrane. The transcript has 3 exons. Gene Ontology annotation, biological process: carbohydrate metabolic process. Gene Ontology annotation, molecular function: hydrolase activity, hydrolyzing O-glycosyl compounds. The record is from RefSeq and is a predicted model, not a curated record. Bases 337 to 1722 code for a protein of 461 amino acids.
CCCUCUCUCUCUCUCUCUUGUUUUUUAAGUCUUUGUCUUCCCAAAAUCUACACAGACAGGCGUAGAAGAUCCCUCUUCUGUAGCGGUGCUCAACUCAAACAAAGCUCAACGUUCUAUACACAAUUUUCUUACCUCUCCAUUCCCCCCCCCCCCCCCCCCGUCCACUAUUUUAAUCCAAAACCAUUUUUAUAUAUAAUCUAAUCUAAAACUCGAUUAUAUGUAUUAGCUCCGUAAUUUCUUCUUCUACAAUUAAAUAACCCGAUCGAGCACCCAAUCCAUCACUCGCCAUUCGCAUAUAUUCAUUCCAAGAAGAGUAGUUUGCAGAGGGAAGGAGGAAUGGAUUCUGUCGUCGUCUUCCUUCUGCUCUGCCUCCUCUGCUUCGCAGCUGCUCCUCCUUGUUUUGCGAGAAUGGAGCCGAAAGUGGGGGUCUGCUACGGCGAGCUGGGGAACAAUCUCCCAACUCCCCCGGAAUCGAUCAAGCUCGUUCAGAAACUCAACGGCAAGGCGGUGAAGAUCUACGGCGUCAAUCCGGAGAUCCUGAAGGCGAUUCAAGGCACCGACCUCCAAAUCUCGAUUAUGGUGCCCAACAAUGUGAUUCCGGACAUAGCGGCGAACCAAACCCUAGCCGACGAAUGGAUCCAGACCAACGUCGCGCCGUUCUACCCCGCAUCGAAGAUUCGCUACCUGCUCGUCGGGAACGAGAUCCUGAGCAACCAGCCGAACUCGACCUGGUUCAAGCUGGUCCCGGCUAUGCGCAGGAUCCGAUACUCGGUCAAGAAGUUCGGCCUCCACAAGGUCAAGGUCGGCACCCCGCUCGCCAUGGACAUCCUCGAGUCGUCCUACCCGCCCUCCAACGGCACCUUCCGGUCGGACCUCCUCAAACCGGUGGUCGAGCCGCUCCUCCGGUUCGCGAACCGAACCAAGUCCUUCUUCUUCGUGGAUGUCUACACGUACUUCGCUUGGGUUUCGCAGCCGCUCCAAAUCAACCUCGACUAUGCUCUGCUGCAGCCGACCAACAUAUCUUAUACGGAUCCGGGUUCGGGUCUCCUCUACACUAAUUUGCUCGACCAGAUGCUCGACGCCCUCGUCUUCGCUAUGACCCGGGUCGGGUACCCGAAUAUCCGUUUGUUCGUGGCGGAGACGGGCUGGCCCAACGGCGGAGACCCGGACCAGCUCGGCGCCAACAUCUACAACGCCGCCACCUACAACCGAAACGUCGUGAAGAAGUUCGCCGCGAAGCCGCCGGUUGGGAUCCCGAGCCGGCCUGGAGCCGUCAUUCCGGCGCUGCUAUUCGCGCUGUACAACGAGAACCAGAAGCCGGGUCCAGGUACGGAGCGCCACUUCGGGCAGCUGUACCCGAAUCAGUCGAGCGUGUACCCGAUGGAUUUGUCGGGGAAGUCGAGCUUCCCGCCGCCAGAGAAGCCGGACAGCAAUGGGCGGCUGUGGUGCGUGGUGGCGCCUGGUGGCGGCAACAACAAGACGGCGCUCGCCGCGGCCGUGUCGUACGCUUGCGGGCAGGGUAAUCGGACCUGCGACGCGAUCCGACCCGGUGGGGUGUGCUACAAGCCGAAUACGCUGAUUAGCCACGCCAGCUAUGCGUUCAGUGCUUAUUGGGUUCAGAUGCGGACGGCUGGCGCCACUUGCUCGUUUAACGGCUUGGCUUCGCUGACCUCGAAAGAUCCAAGUUACGGGAAUUGCACGCAUCCGAGUGUUAGUCUGUAAGGAGAGGGAUGGAACUGGUAAGGUAAGGUAUGGUAAGGUAAGGUGGAUGGAGUGUUUUUCAUUAUUUGACUUAUUAGGUUGGCUGGGGAUUUCUAAAUUGUUGCACCUUUUAAGCACACACGCGCCCUCUUAACUAAUUAAAAUGGCUAUAUUUUGAUUGGCUGGCUGGCUGGCCUGGA